Rhea pennata is the source of this 1060-nucleotide messenger RNA. It is a transcript of the gene POLR1F, whose product is annotated as RNA polymerase I subunit F. Gene Ontology annotation, cellular component: RNA polymerase I complex. Bases 22 to 987 code for a protein of 321 amino acids. NCBI's taxonomy places the organism in Eukaryota, Metazoa, Chordata, Aves, Rheiformes, Rheidae. Gene Ontology annotation, biological process: DNA-templated transcription; DNA-templated transcription initiation. The transcript has 4 exons. The record is from RefSeq and is a predicted model, not a curated record.
CCUCGUGGCAGCAGCGGCAAGAUGGCGGCGGCGGCGGCGGCGGAGCCGGCGGCGCCCGCCCGCCCGCUGCCCUGCGCAGAGAUCCCCUCCUUCGCCGUGGCCCGCGGCCUGGUGGGGCGUCGCUACUCCUGCCUCGUGGUGACGCCCCACCGCCGGCACAUCGCCCUGGCGCCGCGCUUCCUGGGCCGCAAGCGCACGGGCAUCCGCGCCCAGCUGGACGCCGAGCUCCUGCGCUACUCGGAGAGUCUUCAAGGUGUGCCGGUGGCUUAUGACAACAUCAAAGUAGUGGGUGACCUCGGGGACAUUUACGACGACCAAGGAUUCAUCCACCUGAACAUUGAGGCAGACUUUGUCAUCUUCAGUCCCAAGAAAGGGAAGAAACUGGUGGGUGUAAUUAAUAAAGUAGCUCCUAGUCAUAUUGGAUGUCUGAUACAUGGAUGCUUCAAUGCUUCUAUCCCUAAACCUGAACAAAUGUCAGUUGUACAGUGGCAAGAGUUGGGAUUAAAAAUAGGAGAUGAAUUGAAAUUUCAAGUAUUGCACUUAGAUUCUGAUGCAGCUGGAGUGUUCUUCAUUCGUGGAGGACUGACUAAAAGCAGCUUGCAACCCAAAAGAUCCAAGGUGGUUACUGAUGAUACAACUGGGGAUGAAAUUCAAGAGCUUGAACACAACAAAAAUGGUGUGAUUCUCUCUAGGGGAGAAAGUGUCACAGAGGAGCCUCUGGAUGAUACAGAUAAUACUGUGAGGGAAAAUACAGGAGAGCAAAUGGUUGAUGCUGUGAAUAGAAUAUAUGAGGAUAAAAACAAGAAGAAGAAAAAGAAAAAGCAUAAGCAGGAAGAACAAGAGCAUGUAUUGCCUACCAGUGACUCUAGUGGUUAUCAAAGUGACCAUAAGUCCAAAAAAAAGAAAAGGAAGCAUUGUGAUGAAGCUGAAGAAAUACAAUUAUCUCAAAUGUUAAAAGAACCCAAAGCUAAAAAGAGAAAGGACUAAAUUCUGAAGUGCCUUUCUUGAAUAAGAUUUCAGUCAUUUUUGGUAAACUUCAAAUAAAACCAUAUUUUCAAAA